Sorex araneus (European shrew) is the source of this 6118-nucleotide messenger RNA. It is a transcript of the gene DCUN1D1, whose product is annotated as defective in cullin neddylation 1 domain containing 1. Gene Ontology annotation, biological process: positive regulation of ubiquitin-protein transferase activity; protein neddylation. Lineage: Eukaryota; Metazoa; Chordata; Mammalia; Eulipotyphla; Soricidae. Gene Ontology annotation, cellular component: ubiquitin ligase complex. The transcript has 7 exons. The record is from RefSeq and is a predicted model, not a curated record. Gene Ontology annotation, molecular function: ubiquitin-like protein binding; cullin family protein binding; ubiquitin conjugating enzyme binding. The coding region runs from base 2648 to 3427 and encodes 259 amino acids.
GGAAGGGGAGCGAGUGCGGAAGUGCAACCUGUUCUCGCCGCGAAACGUUGGAGAGCAGCGGACCGGCCACCUUUGGAGCACAUAUUUUAUAUGCUCGGGAGGCGGGAGGAGUGAUGGCUUUAGGCUGCCGGCUAGAGACCAUUUGUGAUUUAAAACAAAAAGUUUGCCAAGUUAUUUCCAUAUAUAUGUAUGUAUGUGCGUGUGUGUAUAUAUAUAUAUGUAUGCAUGUAUAAUAUGUUGUUGUUGGGGGGCGGUGGGAGAACCACGACAAGCCUUGAAGAGCUGGCAGUCAAAGUUAUCUGUUUACAUUUUGGGCGAUCAUGUAACUGACUCUGGGCUCUUGUGUGUUUUCAGAACCGGUCGCUGGGCGUUAAGAGUUUUGAGUGCGAGCCGAGUUCGGUGCGGUUGCCGUGUGAAUGGGCAGUCCGAAUGCUCAGAGUUGUCCUUUGGCUCGGUGGAGUGCCACGAAGGCCACGCGGAGUGUCCGCGUGUCUGCCAAGGGAACGCACCCCCUGUCUCUGUUUUUCGUUGCUCUGCCUUCUGCUGAGUGACACUUAGCCGAAGCCUCCUGCUUGACAGUCCUUUGGUGGCACUUAGGAAUCUGGGCUGUCUGUCGUGUGCCUCUUUAUUCAAGACUUACCUGCUCUGGUAACUCGCAUCGGUUUUUGCCGACUUGUAAGAAGACCUUGCCUAGAAGUACAGUGUUUGACUCGGUUACGACCCUGUUCAAAGAUCCACCAGUGUCUAAGGUAGUGUCUGGUGGUUUCUGACAGCCAUAGACAGACUCCUGAAGUUUCCAGACCCUUUGGCAAGUGUGAUGAGUAACCGCUUGAAGCAAUGAAAUGUAACUCUCUGCUAAACAUGCCGUGGAGAGCCCUGAAUUUCAUUCCGUUGGCAGUCACAGGCUCAGGGCAUCCUCUAGGUUCCCAGGUCUGGAUAAGGCGCCAUACCUGGUCAGGAAUUCAGAGUGUGUGCGGCCCACGGGGGGCCUUCGCUUGAAUUGGCACUUGCAAAACUUCUCUCCUUUUAUUGAUAGAAAACAGCAAGUUUGGGGGAUUUAGCCAUAACUCAUGUACUUAGACCUGUAGUGACAUGAUACCACUAACGUGCUCUCUAGCCAAACUUAGAUCAUGUCAUUAGAAUUUUCUUGAUGUGCUGUUCCUGUGAGUUUAGAAAACACAGUUAUCUCUAACCAAAGUUAGGCCAUCAGAAUUUUAUACAUUUUUUUAAGUUAAUUGUUUCUUCAUCCAAUUUAGAGGCUAAUAUAAGUUGUGUGCCGUGUGUGUGUGUGUGUGUGUGUGUGUGUCCAUGUGUGUGUCCCCGUCCCAUUUCUAGGGCACUUAAUUGUCAAUUCUAAGGCCAACUUCCUUAAGACUAUCUGAAAUAUUUUCUGUAAGGAAAAAACUUGUCUAGUUAAUCCACCUGACAGAUACACAGGAAAAAAUAGAUAUAUCUUCAAAAUUGGACAGCAUUCUUAUUACUCUUGAAAACUUUUAAAAAGUGUUCCAGAUUUUUAGGUUAUUUUAUUGUAAGAUGACAGGAUAGAAUUUCAUGAUUUAUAAAGUUUAGCAUGAAGAUUUUGUGACUCAGGAUUUUUUAUUAGAUGUGGGAGAAGUAUGUAGACACUAAUCUAGUAGAUUUUUAUAGACUCAAAGCACCGUAGCAUUUUUAGAACUUAAAUGAUUGCAAAAAUUGUCUAAUUUACUUCUCUUCCAUUUUUCACAGAGGAAAUCUAGAAUUGAGGUUUUGAGGCUCAAAUUUGCAAAAUUGUUAGUUGCAGAAAGUUACUUGUUGGUUUAGUGUUUCAUCCAGUGUUCCUGGUACACAUAAGUGUUUUAAGUCACAUGAAAUUGGCUAAAAAAUUGGCUGAAAAUUCAACUCAAAACUAUACUUGGGGAAAAUCCAAGUGUUACUAAGAUAACAAAAUUUAGAUUAGUGGAUAAUUGUAUUAAUUACUAUGUUUUUAAUGACUUUAAAAGAUGUGGGGAUUUUGAAUUUAUAGAUUCUAUGGGGUUGUUUAGGGGGUGGUGUUGUUUGGAGCUAUACCUGGUGCUGGUCAGGGCAUGUUCUUGGCUCUGUGCUCAGGACUUACUCCUGGUGUAGCUCUGAGGAUCAUAUGUAGUGCCAGGUAUUGAACUUAGGUCAGCAUGUUAGGCAAGUGUCCUAUUUGCUAUACUACGUACAGCCCUGAAUGUAAAGAUUUUUUUCAUUAAUGUUAAGUUUAUAGAUUCAGUGAAUGUAGGCUGUUCAAGUUUGUCUCUUGAGAACUUGUAGAUAUUCUUUUGCCUAUCUACAACUAAAUUAAAAGGCUUAAUUCAUAUAUAUUUAUACAUGUAUACACACACACAUAUAUAUAUAAAUCAGAUCCUACUUAAUGGUAGGCAUUGUUCUAGGCACUGGGGAUAUGGAUACAUAUGUUUCUAUAUGUAUUCACUGAAAAGAUAAAAUAUCUGGUGAGGGUUACAUUUUACUAGGAAGUGACAGACACUUUUUUUUCUCUUUUUCCUGAGAAGGCAGUAAGAGCUAUGGGAAAAGAGGAAUGUUAAGGAGGGAAAUUGGGAAUGCUAUGGAACAGUGGAGGUGAGAGGGCGGAAUCCUGCCUGCACUGCUGAUGGGGUGAAUACUGAGCGAAAGCCACGCACAGAAAAUGAACAAGUUGAAAUCAUCGCAGAAGGAUAAAGUUCGUCAGUUUAUGAUCUUCACACAGUCUAGUGAAAAAACAGCAGUAAGUUGUCUGUCUCAAAAUGACUGGAAGUUAGAUGUUGCAACAGACAAUUUUUUCCAAAAUCCUGAACUUUAUAUACGAGAGAGUGUAAAAGGAUCACUGGACAGGAAGAAGUUAGAACAACUAUACAAUAGAUACAAAGAUCCUCAAGAUGAAAAUAAAAUUGGAAUAGAUGGUAUUCAGCAGUUCUGUGAUGACCUGGCACUCGAUCCAGCCAGCAUUAGCGUGUUGAUAAUUGCAUGGAAGUUCAGAGCAGCAACUCAGUGCGAAUUCUCCAAACAGGAGUUUAUGGAUGGCAUGACAGAGUUAGGAUGUGACAGCAUAGAAAAACUAAAGUCCCAGUUACCCAAGAUGGAGCAAGAAUUGAAAGAACCAGGACGAUUUAAGGAUUUUUACCAGUUUACUUUUAAUUUUGCAAAGAAUCCAGGACAAAAAGGAUUAGAUCUAGAAAUGGCCAUUGCCUACUGGAAUUUAGUGCUUAAUGGAAGAUUUAAAUUCUUAGACUUAUGGAAUAAAUUUUUGUUGGAACAUCAUAAACGAUCAAUACCAAAAGAUACUUGGAAUCUUCUUUUAGACUUCAGUACAAUGAUUGCAGAUGACAUGUCUAAUUAUGAUGAAGAAGGAGCAUGGCCUGUUCUUAUUGAUGACUUUGUGGAAUUUGCACGUCCUCAAAUUGCUGGGACAAAAAGUACAACAGUGUAGCACUAAAGGAACCUUCUAGUAUGUACAUAGUCUGUACAAUAAAUACAACGGAAAAUUGCACAGUCAAUUUCUGCUGGCUGGACUGAACUGAAGAUCAAUCCUCACCAUUCAGACUGAGGGUUGAGACAAAACUUUAAGGAUACAUCUUGGACCAUAUCGUAUUUCAUUCUUCUAAUGGUGGUUUGGGCUUGUCUUCUAGUCUGGGCCGCUCAAAACAUUUAUAAUUCCAACAUUGUGGAUUUCAUCUUAUAUCUGUGGACCAUCAUAGUUUAUUCUCCCAUAAGUCUUAGAAGCUUUAUGGUGAUUAUUUUGAGAUUUCCAUCCUUGCAUAAAGCACAAUGCUGUCUUCAUCAGGAAACAGUUUGGCAUAAGAAUUAAACAUGAACAUCACAAACAAUUAUAAAAACUUCUUAAAUAUAUGCUUUGGGCUAGUUGCAAAGACUAUGCUGAUAGCACUUCAAUGAGAGUGAUAUAUUUAAGUGUACUGGAUCUGAAUGGUGUUUUGGUUUGGGGGAAUUUUUUUUUGUGGGGGGUGCAAAUCACAUGUAUUGUUGACGUGAGUAGGGUAUCUGAUGAAAAAAAUGUCAAAAUAACCAACGUGAAACUUUUUUUAGAAUAACUUGGUGUGCCUACCUGAAAACUUUACUGUGUUUCAGACCCUUGAAUUCAAAAGGUCCCACAGAACUAGUCUGCACUUACCUUGGCCAUGUUUAUAGUUGCCCUGCAGGGAGCUUUUAGUUGGAAGACGUUUGCAUAAUGUUCAAGUCCACCCCUGUCUACAUUAUGCACUACAUAAUUGGAUUUCAUUAUGAUUUUGAAAUGCUUAUAUGCCUGUCAAAUAAGUUUAAACUAUUUAAUUUGUUUAGAAUGUUUAGAUUGCUACACAAUACAGUACUCUAAAUUUAGGCAUGAGGGUUUAUAUAUGUUUUUUUUUGUUUUGGUUUUUUUUGUUUGUUUUUUUAAUUUUUGUCAGCGCACUAUGGAACACAAAUGAAAUUCUUUUAAUUUAUAAGAUGAUAAUAGGAAUUAAAUUUUGAAAAUGGUUGUGAUGAGCCAUAAAGUUCAAUCUUUAUAAUAUAGGUACUGCUCUUUCAGAAAAAUAGUCCAUUUUUGAUGACUUAUUUUGUUGAAAUUGCUUUAACUGCUAAUCACUGUGGUUGCCAAAUACUUAACUUCCAGAGCAAAGAUUUUCAAGCAAGCAUGCACUUGUUGCAAAAUACCAAUCUGACUUCUAUUUUUGUGAAUUAUUUAGUCUCAUUACUGUUUUGUUUUAUUCAAAUUUGCUCACUUUUCACAUCAAAUAGAAUUUCUAUCUUGUACCUUUUUUUUUUUUAAUUACAAGACUCAUGAACUGCUUUCAUGCUGAAAAUGCACAUUUCUCUGUUCACUUCCCUACAUGAAAUAGGGUUAAUUGCUUUCUUAAACAUUUGUGUAAGGCAGGCUAAAAAUUCCAGAUACUGGAUGACCUGUGGUCCUUAGCAGGUAUAGAUUUUGCUUGGUGUAUCCAGGUAUUCUCUAAGGUCUAAUCUUAAAUUUUUCAAAAGAAUGUAUUUCAGAAUAUCAUUACGUUUUAUGUAGAUGUGGAAAUGAUUUUAAAGAACAAGGACAUAUUAAAACUACUUUUUAUUUACAGUUUUGAAAUUGAUUAGAGGUCUUUCCUCAGAGAUGAUAUAUUAAUAUUCCAAUCAUAACUUUAAUUCAAGAAUACAAUUCUACUAAAAGAAAAUGUUAAAAGUGUCUAUUCCAGUUACUAGAAUUGGUUAUUUUAAAAAAAAGGAAAAAUAAGAAUUCUGCUGCUUUCAGUAUUUCCUAAUUUUGCAUUUGUAAAUAUGAAGAGAAACUUCAAUUAUGAAAAAAUUUAAAAGAUAUAUAGAUAUAUGUACUAUUUUGUUUCUUGAGGAUUUUGAGUUACGGUAUUGUUUUCAGAUUGAUUGAUUUGCAUAUGCUGUGUUUUGAAAUGAAAUCUCAUUCACUUUUUUCCCAUAUAAAACUUUUUUUUAAUAUAAAAGUCUGAUAUUGGUUCGUGGCCUAGUGCCUUGGGUUUUACAGACUUUUCUUUUUAAAUGCAAGACCUAUUCAACAAAAUAGUGUUUGUCAUCAGUUUGGUACUAAACAUUUAUAAUUACUGUGUAAUUAUAAAAAAAUACAUAAAGCUUUGAAUAUAAUUAUGUAGCAUAAAAGUUAAGUUUGUUCACUAUGAUGGCAUCUUAGAAUUAAACAAUACUAUUACUAGGGCUGAAGAGAAGACUGAUUUAAUGUGGUGUGAUUAUUCUGAGGGCAGAUGUCUGGAUGUAGGGAAUAUUUUGUACUAAAAGAUGCUUACACUCAUGGCCGUGUGUGUGUGUGUGUGUGUGUGUGUGUGGAGAGAGGGAGAUAAAAACAUACAUGCUUACACACGACUUGCUUGAAUUCAUAAGUGUUUCAGUUUUCAUUCUGGCAAACUCCCUAUGCUGAUCUGUUUAAAACUGAACCACUUUGCCAAAUGUCAAAACAGGUACACAUUUCAAAAUGUAAUGCUUUUUGAAACAGUAAAGUGUGUAAAAAUUGAAAGUGCCCACAUAGAGAAAUACCUGAGGUCACAAUUAUGAUUAGUGACUAUCACCUGCAUAUCUCUGUAAGUUCAGUUGUGUUUCUUACAAUCAAUCCCUGUCCUAUUACCAACAGAGGCAAUAAAAGCUGCAGUGAAAUUGC